CCGCCCCUGGCGCGCCGGGGGGCCCUGGCCCUCUGGCUCUGGGCGGCUCGCACGUCACCCAGCCGCUCAGCGUGCCGAGCCUGGUUUCGGCUGCCUCCGCCGGACCGCUUAGUCUCAGGCCGGGUGUGGUUUCCACUGCUAGAGAAUGAAACAUGACUGAGGACUCUCAGAGAAACUUUCGUUCAGUAUAUUAUGAGAAAGUGGGGUUUCGUGGAGUUGAAGAAAAGAAAUCAUUAGAAAUUCUUCUAAAAGAUGACCGUCUGGAUAUUGAGAAACUUUGUACUUUUAGUCAGAGGUUCCCUCUCCCAUCCAUGUACCGUGCAUUGGUAUGGAAGGUGCUCCUAGGGAUCCUGCCUCUGCACCAUGAGUCCCACGUCCAGGUGAUGAUGUAUCGCAAGGAGCAGUACUCUGAUGUCCUUCAUGCCCUGAAAGUCAUUCGCUUUGUCAGUGACGCCACGCCUCAGGUCGAAGUCAAUCUCCGCAUGUAUCAGCUGGAGUCGGGAAAGUUACCUCGAAGUCCCUCCUUUCCACCGGAGCCAGAAGAUGAAGUGUUUCUUGCCAUUGCUAAAGCCAUGGAAGAGAUGGUGGAAGAUCAUGUCGAUUGUUACUGGAUCAUCCGAUGCUUUGUGAACCAAUUAAAUAACAAGUACCGGGACUUUUUACCCCAACUGCCAAAGGCUUUUGAACAAUACUUGAAUCUGGAAGAUACCAGACUCCUGAGUCAUCUGAAGACAUGUUCUGCAGUGUCCAAACUUCCUUAUGACCUCUGGUUUAGGAGGUGCUUUGCGGGGUGCUUGCCUGAGUCCAGUUUACAGAGGGUUUGGGAUAAAGUUGUAAGUGGAUCCUGUAAGAUCCUGGUUUUUGUAGCUGUGGAAAUUUUAUUAACCUUUAAAAUAAAAGUAAUGGCACUGAACAGUGCAGAGAAGAUAACAAAGUUUCUGGAAAAUAUGCCCCAGGACAGCUCGGAUGCAAUUGUCAGCAAGGCCAUCGACUUAUGGCACAAACACUGUGGGACCCCAGUACAUUCAGCCUAAGUGCUCCUGAUGGCAGUGGACAGCCUGCCAGGCCUGCUUGAGCAUUGUGUUCUUGGGACAUGAUCUACUAACUGUUUGAGAAUAGGGUUCUUGCUUUGGUGCUCAAUGUGUACAUUUUUUUCCCAGUGAAAUUAUUUAAGAUUCCUGGUGAUGUGUUGUGGAGCAGCACCUUUGGGUUACACAGAAGUACAAAGUUCAGCUCUGAAUAGCAUUUUUAAAGGGUUGUUUGAAAAUACCUCCAAGUUUUAAAGCGGUUCAGUCAGGGUGGGUGGGUGCUUUAAUGAGCAGUGUGUAACCAAGCCUGCCCGCUUCUCUCUAAUUAGCACCAAGCUCCUCACUUUCUAAGUUCUAUUUCUGGAAUAAAGAACAAUUUCCUUUUGUUGACAA
Molecule: messenger RNA, 1421 nt
Organism: Manis pentadactyla (Chinese pangolin)
Lineage: Eukaryota; Metazoa; Chordata; Mammalia; Pholidota; Manidae
Gene: TBC1D7
Product: TBC1 domain family member 7
Exons: 8
Coding region: 153-1034 (293 amino acids)
Biological process (GO): negative regulation of TOR signaling; activation of GTPase activity
Molecular function (GO): GTPase activator activity
Source: RefSeq, a predicted model, not a curated record